AUCAAAUUGAAACUUCUGUUUACAACAAUCUGUUAACUGCUGUUGAAAUUCUGAACUUGUACACUAUUAUUGACUAUUGUCACACAAAGUGUACCACUUUGUUGGCAGUAAAUUAAUAUUCGGUUUAUCUGUUAUUACAUUAAAUUCUUAUACUGUUUUUUAAACGCUUGCCUUAACUAAUUUGUUUUCUUUUAAUAUGAGCUCACUUUGUUCGACAUAAGUGUUUGACUGUUUCAAGAGUGAUAUUGCAUUUCAGACUGUUGCUGUCAUGAGCGACGAUGACACUUGGCGCACGCCAAAUUUUCGGCAAAAUGUUGUUAACAAAAUUGAUGAAGCUAUCUCUCAAUCUGGUAUGCCUACAACAAAGAAUAGUUUGGAAAUGGAAAAUCAUGUAUUCAUGAAAGCCAAAAGCAAAGAUGAGUAUUUGAGUUUUGUUGCCCGUUUGUUAUUACACGUUAGCGGAAGAGACAUGAGAGCCGGUAAUCAAAUGAUGAAUAUAAAUCAAAAUCCAGGCACCGUAAAUGCGACCACAUUGUUGCAAACGUUAAGCAAUCGACCGCAAACCCAAAAUAAAUUGCCAGGCCAAAUGACAAUGGGUGCGGGUCCUAUGAACCAGGGACCACCAUUGAGACCUAAUGGACCGAUAAGUCAAAGUCCAAUGGGUCAAGGCCCAAUGGGCCAAGGUCCAAUGGGUCAAGGUCCAAUGGGCCAAGGUACAAUGGGUCAAGGACCGAUGAUGCAGAAUACAGGUCCCGGGCCUAUGAACAAUCAGAUGGGUCAGGUCCCUUCGAUGCCGAUGAAUUCAGUUAUGGGCGGGCCUCCAAUGCAAGGAAUGCCUGUACAAAUGCCGGGUCAGAUGCCUGGGAUGCCUAAUAAUAUGCAACCGGGCCCGAUGGGACGUAUGCAACAAAGAAAAACGCCAAAUGCCCCAGACAAUGUAAUGAUGGUUCCAAAUCAACCUAAUGUUGGCUAUGCUGGCGGUCCACCUAGAUCUGUGGGAACUAGCCAGUUUCUCAGUCAUAGCCCUUCGUCACCGCAACAGUCUCCAGUAAAUGUACUUCCGGGAAACCAAAUGAUUGCCUCUCCUAGUGGUCCACAGUUAACUCCAAGCGGUUCAAUGACUGGACCCAUUAGGUCAAUUGGUCCAGUUCCGUCUCCUGGUAGUUCGGUCCCGUCUUUAAAUACUCCGUUGAAUCCUUCGAAUGCUGGUCCAAGUCCUUUGGCCCAAGAAGAUAUCGCCUACAGAGAAAAAGUUAGACAGCUUAGUAAAUAUAUUGAGCCACUGCGAAAAAUGAUUGCUCGAAUAGGAAAUGAAGAUGUGGAAAAAUUAGCUAAGAUGAAGAAAUUAUUAGAAAUUCUUUCAUCGCCUAACCAACGGAUGCCUUUGGAAACAUUGUUAAAGUGUGAAAUUGCUUUAGAAAAAUUAGACUUAAGCAGAGGCGAAGGUGGGAGUGUACCGCCACCGCCGUCGUCUGCUAUGAGAGAAGUUCAUCCACUUAUAGAAGUGAUCAGCUCAAUGAUUCAAUCUCCAAAUUUCAAUCAUACUUUACACCGCACCUUUGCGCCAUGUAUUGAAUUUAUGGUUGGGCCAAGACGACCUGCUUCGCCACCUCCCUACACUGGAACCGAUAACUUCAAUGAAAUUCAGAGUAUAAUACCUAAGGCGUUAGAAGGAGAAAUAGCUAGACUCGAUCAGCGUUUCAAGGUAUCUUUAGAUCCUGUACGUCCGAGUGGAGCGUCUUGUAUUCGUUUACUAUGCCAACUAGACGAUAAAAACUUGCCGUGUGUGCCACCGAUCAAUAUAAUUGUCUACGAAAAUUAUCCACCUGCCAAUCCUGCAUGUGUCAUUUCAUCAAACGAUUACGGCGGUACUUCGUUUCUUAUGUGCGUCAAAGAUGUGUUUGAAUCAAGAAUGAUGUUAAUGCCGAUUCACUUUACUGUUUCACACAUACUCGACUCUUGGGAAAUGAGCGUAAGGCAAGCAGUAGCGGCAUUACUCGAUAACAAAGAAAUAAUGGUUUCCGACUGAUACUCUACAUAAAUAGGCUCUUGAUGAAUCUGGUUACUUAUAUGAUUAUUAUUAUUAUUAGUGUUAUUUAAUUUUUUUUAUUUUCCUAAUUUAUAAAAGUAUUUCAUAAAUUCACUAAAAACAUAUUGUUUUUGAGUUGGAGAAUGACUAUUUUUAAAUGUUACUUAAUUUUGUAAACUACCUGUCAUUGUCGUAAAUAUAUUAUAAUGAC
Messenger RNA from Adelges cooleyi (spruce gall adelgid), 2240 nucleotides. RefSeq names its product mediator of RNA polymerase II transcription subunit 15 (gene MED15). The record is from RefSeq and is a predicted model, not a curated record. The coding region runs from base 269 to 2029 and encodes 586 amino acids. The transcript is spliced from 13 exons. Gene Ontology annotation, molecular function: transcription coregulator activity. Gene Ontology annotation, biological process: regulation of DNA-templated transcription. NCBI's taxonomy places the organism in Eukaryota, Metazoa, Arthropoda, Insecta, Hemiptera, Adelgidae.